CGCUGCGGCCACGCGGUCUCCCGAGCUCGCUGCAAACGCGGGUGCACGGCACAAUGUCGCAACCGUCCCCCCGGGCCAAGCCGUCCAGCCCUAGUAAUCCCAGAGUCUUCUUUGACGUAGACGUCGGAGGGGAGCGAGUUGGCCGAAUUGUCUUAGAAUUGUUUGCAGAUAUUGUACCCAAAACUGCAGAAAAUUUCCGUGCAUUAUGUACUGGAGAAAAAGGCACUGGAUCCACCACUGGGAAACCUCUCCAUUUCAAGGGAUGCCCUUUCCAUCGAAUUAUUAAGAAAUUUAUGAUUCAGGGUGGAGACUUUUCAAAUCAGAAUGGGACAGGUGGAGAAAGUAUUUAUGGUGAAAAAUUUGAAGAUGAAAAUUUCCAUUAUAAGCAUGAUCAGGAGGGUUUGUUGAGCAUGGCAAAUGCCGGCCCUAAUACGAAUGGUUCUCAGUUCUUUAUCACAACAGUUCCAACUCCUCAUCUGGAUGGGAAACAUGUGGUAUUUGGUCAAGUAAUUAAAGGAAUGGGUGUGGCAAGAAUACUGGAAAAUGUAGACGUGAAUGGUGAAAAGCCUGCCAAAUUGUGCGUUAUUGCAGAAUGCGGAGAACUGAAGGAAGGGGAUGAUUGGGGAAUAUUCCCCAAAGAUGGUUCUGGUGACAAUUAUCCAGAUUUCCCUGAGGAUGCAGAUAUAGAUCUAAAAGAUGUAGAUAAAAUCUUAUUAAUAGCAGAAGACUUGAAAAACAUUGGAAAUACAUUUUUCAAAUCUCAGAACUGGGAGAUGGCCAUUAAAAAAUAUACAAAAGUUUUAAGGUAUGUGGAAGGUUCAAAGGCUGUUAUUGAGAAAGCAGAUAGACCAAAGCUGCAACCUGUAGCUUUAAGCUGUGUGCUGAAUAUUGGUGCUUGUAAACUGAAGAUGUCAAAUUGGCAGGGAGCAAUAGACAGUUGUUUGGAGGCUCUUAAAGUAGACCCAUCAAAUACCAAAGCACUGUACCGUAAAGCUCAAGGAUGGCAAGGAUUAAAAGAAUAUGAUCAAGCACUGGCUGACCUUAAGAAAGCUCAGGAGAUAGCACCAGAAGAUAAGGCUAUCCAAGUGGAAUUGCUGAAAGUCAAACAAAAGAUAAAGGCACAGAAAGAUAAAGAGAAAGCAGCAUAUGCAAAAAUGUUUGCUUAAUAAGGAAUUCAGUUUGCCUAAAUACAUACAUUGAUUGUAUAAAGUCAGUAAGAAAACUUAAGGAAUUUUAUCUAUUAUACAUGAUCCCUAAUGUAUUGACACCUCAGUUCUCCAUCAUAUACACUUCAAGAAUACUGGUAAGGGUUCACUCUUAACAAAACAGUGCUAUAAAACACAGUGAAGUUGAUUUUUAAAAAAUGGUUGCCUGCAUUAUUCACAAAGACUAAUGGUAUCCAACCUAUUUCUAAACUCUGAAAGAAAUGUCUUAUUGAAUAAACAGAUGAAAGCUUAAGUCAUGUAUUGUUUCCCUCAAUUCUUUGCUGUAUCUCUGUGGUUGGUUUGUGCAGGGGUUUUGUGAUAUAGGUAUGUGUGUUCAGGGAUCCGCAAACUCUCUCUUAGGAGGGCCAAAUAAUAAAUGCUUUAGGCUUUGUGGAUCAUUUAAUAACUACUCAAUUCUGUAAUUGUAGCUCAAAAGUAGCCACAUGUAAACUAAUGGGCAUGGUUAUGUACCAAUAAAACUUCAUAAGAAUAAGCUGGUCGGCUAGAUGCCAUUCUUUGGUUUAUACCUUUAUUUCUAUACUUGAAGUCUUCAAUUGGACAAAUUAAUGUCCAUAGUGAUUUUGCUGAUACUGAAUCUUUGAAGAAUUAAAGAGGUAAAUUGCUACUACAUCACUUAAAUUUUAUUUAAGAGAAGUAUUUUGUUAUGGGACAACUGUAGGCACAGUACAAAAUUUUUAUUUCACUGAAAAUGAGCACUGUGCUAUAAGAUAUAUACUUGUUAGCCUCUAAACAUUUUGAAGUUAGCUUCCAUAAUUUGGGGUAAAUUGGCUUUCAAUUGUGACUGCAAAUAAAAUCAGUUGUAGUUUACAUUCCAUUGUAAGCAGGUCCUCCACCACCUUCAGGUACCACCCAGUUAAUAUUCUGACUUGGAUCUUUAAUAUCACAUGUUUUACAAUGCACACAGUUCUGAGCAUUUAUCUGUAAUCGAAAUCCAUCACCUUGUUCCAAAGGUACAAAUUCAUAAACUCCUGUAAGG
Molecule: messenger RNA, 2202 nt
Organism: Talpa occidentalis (Iberian mole)
Lineage: Eukaryota; Metazoa; Chordata; Mammalia; Eulipotyphla; Talpidae
Gene: PPID
Product: peptidylprolyl isomerase D
Exons: 10
Coding region: 54-1166 (370 amino acids)
Biological process (GO): protein folding; protein peptidyl-prolyl isomerization
Molecular function (GO): protein binding; peptidyl-prolyl cis-trans isomerase activity
Source: RefSeq, a predicted model, not a curated record